Osmia bicornis bicornis is the source of this 2095-nucleotide messenger RNA. It is a transcript of the gene Dip-C, whose product is annotated as xaa-Pro dipeptidase. The transcript has 9 exons. The record is from RefSeq and is a predicted model, not a curated record. Gene Ontology annotation, molecular function: manganese ion binding; metalloaminopeptidase activity. Lineage: Eukaryota; Metazoa; Arthropoda; Insecta; Hymenoptera; Megachilidae. The coding region runs from base 391 to 1848 and encodes 485 amino acids.
UGUUAUAUUAAUACCAAAAACUAAUUAUUUGCUUAUUAUGUUUCAAAUAUUUUGUUUCCUUCAUUCCUUUUUCCAUUGUUAUUCACUCCUUUGUUACAUAUAUCGCAGUACAUUUGAAUUAUGUUAUUUAGCGGCUCAUCAUUACAUUUGAUUAGCAUUUGAGUAAUCAUUCGAUGUUGAAAGAAUGUUUUCAAGUAUGAUUAUUUCUAUUAAAUCUUUAGGUUAUGUAUGGACAGUAUAUAACUGUCAAUUUUCUACCGCGCAUGUGUAACUGAUUUUAUGUUAUGGAAAAUUUUUUCAGAUUUAUCAUAUGAUUUUAUUCCUUUUAUCUUAUAUCAAGUAUAUUGUACCUGUUUAUUUUAAAGAAUCGUGUGUCGUCUUAAAUAAAAAAUGAAUGCAUUGGAAUCUUACUUUCAAAGAGGCAAUCGCACUUUGAAAGUGCCUAUGUCACUUUUUCAAAAUAAUCGCAAAAGGUUAGUUGCACGUAUUAAAGCAAAAGCAGGGAGUCAGGUUGCAGGAAGUUACAUUGUUCUUCAAGGAGGAGUUGAAAUUGCAUUUAAUGAUACAGAUAUAAACUGGCCAUUUAGACAGGAAUCAUUUUUUCAAUGGUGCUUUGGUGUUGAAGAACCAGGAUGUUAUGGUGCUAUUGAUACUUCAACAGGAACUUCAAUUCUGUUUGUGCCAAGAUUGCCAGCAGAGUAUGCAAUUUGGCAGGGAAAGUUACACACAUUGGAGGAUUUUAAAAAGCGAUAUGUAGUAGAUGAGGUCCACUAUACUGAUGAAAUAGCCAAUGUUUUGAAAACAAAACAGGCUUCUUUUCUUCUUACUUUACGUGGUCAAAACAGUGACAGUGGUCUAGAAGCACAGGAGGCAGUGUUUGAUGGCAUUAAUCAGUUCAAAGUGGAUAAUAAAAUUUUAUAUCCAGAGAUAUGUGAAUGCCGAGUUAUAAAAUCAGCAGAAGAAAUUAAGGUAUUAGAGUAUGUGAUUAAAAUAAGUUCCGAUGCGCACAAAUCAGUGAUGCAAAUGGUAAAGCCAGGCUUAGCAGAAUUUCAAAUGGAAUCAGCUUUCCAGCACUAUGUAUAUUAUAAUGGAGGCUGUAGACACGUGUCUUACACCUGCAUAUGUGGAUCUGGGCAUAAUGCAUCUAUAUUGCAUUACGGGCAUGCUGGUGCUCCUAAUAACAAAGUUAUAAAUGACGGCGACAUGUGUCUGUUCGACAUGGGCGGUAAUUACUGUGGAUACGCGGCUGAUAUUACAUGCAGUUUUCCCGCUAAUGGAAAGUUUACAGCUGAUCAGAAAAUUGUAUACAAUGCAGUGCUCGCUGCUCGCGAUGCAGUGAUGAACGCUGUAAAACCAAAUGUCGCUUGGACAGACAUGCAUUUGUUAGCGAAUAAAACAAUGUUAGCUUCGUUAAAGUCUGGGGGCCUAUUGACGGGAGAUGUCGAUGACAUGAUGAAAGCAGGAUUGAACGAAGUCUUUCAACCUCAUGGGCUUGGGCAUCUUAUGGGAUUAGAUGUUCACGAUGUCGGUGGAUAUCUGUCAGGGAAUCCGGAACGUUCUAAGGCACCUGGAUUAAGAAAAUUGAGAACCAGUCGCAUUUUGCAAGCUGGUAUGGUUCUAACGAUCGAACCAGGUUGCUAUUUCAUUGAUUGUUUGCUAGAUGCAGCCUUGAAAGACCCGAAUCAAUCGAAAUUCAUCGUGGCUGAUGCACUGAAAAGAUUCCGUGGUUGGGGUGGUGUUAGGAUAGAGGAUGAUGUGCUUGUCACGGAAACUGGAGUAAGAAAUUUGACAGAAGUACCGCGCACAGUUGAAGAAAUAGAAAAGUGGAUGGCUGCUAGAAAAAAUUAAGGUUGAUCUCAGGAAUGGAAAAGUGGACUUCGAGCAAAACCAAUUACAUUUACAUAUGUAUAUUCUUUUUCGUGAUAUAAUAACAGUUGUGAUACGACGCGUAACGUCACAAAAUAUUUUCACACUGGUUUCUUAUAGAGCAUAUAAUGCAAUAACUACAUUAUAGGCUUAAAGCAUUCCUUUAUAAAUUGUAUAUAUAAAGAGCAACAAGCAAAUAAAAAGAAGAAGAUAUUUUUUAUCACGCUGA